Gossypium arboreum is the source of this 1347-nucleotide messenger RNA. Its product is annotated as probable polygalacturonase At1g80170. The record is from RefSeq and is a predicted model, not a curated record. The coding region runs from base 1 to 1347 and encodes 448 amino acids. Gene Ontology annotation, biological process: carbohydrate metabolic process. Lineage: Eukaryota; Viridiplantae; Streptophyta; Magnoliopsida; Malvales; Malvaceae. The transcript has 12 exons. Gene Ontology annotation, molecular function: polygalacturonase activity.
AUGAGUAGUCUAAAAGUUGAGGAUUCUUCGAGAUGUUUUCAAAAGGAGAACAUGAUAGUGGUGAAAGUAAUCGGAUGGAUCUGGGCUUUGGUGAAGGAGACAAAAGGGUCUGAUACGGAGGUAGGCGGAAGUGAUAAUGGGGCUGAAAUGAUAAAUUCAUUAGAGGGAAAACUAGGGCAGGAGAAAGUAAAGAGCGAAGGGUCAUCGAAGAAAAUGCAAAAAGGAGAGGCUGAGGAUGAUGGGUUUUAUUAUUGUGAUGUUUGUGAGGCACGGAAGUUGAAGAACACCAACAUAAAUAUCGACAAUACAUUUAAUGUGAUUAACUUUGGAGCUAUUGGAGAUGGACAGAAAGAUGAUUCUAAGAUGUUUAAGCAUGCCUGGGAUGCUGCUUGUGAUACUUCAGCUCCAUCACCAACCUUUCUUGUACCUCAAGGGAAGACGUAUCUGCUGCAACCUUUAACUUUCAAUGGCAAACAUUGCAACUCUAAUAACAUUACGUUGCAGAUUGAUGGGAGAAUCAUAGCCCCAACCAAACCUUCUGCAUGGGACUGUGAAACAAAUUGUAACCAUUGGAUUGGCUUUGAAAAUUUCGAUGGUCUGCACAUUCAAGGAUCUGGUACCAUCAAUGGCCAGGGAGAUAAAUGGUGGAAACUUUCUUGCAAAGAUAACGAAAAGUCCUGUCAACAUCGGAAACCAACGGGUUUUAUGAUAGGACACUCCAAGAAUGUAGAUAUCAAAGGUUUAACCUUUGAAGACAGUCCACAAAUGCACAUUGCAUUCGAAAGCUCUACUUUGAUUCAUGCCACUGAACUUACAAUCAGAGCUCCGGGACACAGUCCCAACACUGACGGAAUUCACAUCCAACGUUCCACCAAUGUCUCUAUAGAUAAUUCAACCAUUCAAACCGGUGAUGAUUGCAUAUCAAUUGGCAAUGAAUCUAAAUACAUUAACAUUAGUAACAUCAAAUGCGGUCCAGGUCAUGGAAUAAGCAUUGGGAGCCUUGGAAUUAUGGGAAAAACUGAGGAUGUUGAAUUUGUUCAUGUAAGAAAUGUUACAUUCCAUGGAACAACUAAUGGAGUUAGAAUCAAAACUUGGCAGCUUUCAUGCAAGGAGUCCAUUCCUUGCAAAAAUAUCACAAUGAAAGACAUUAACUUGAUAUACGAGAAGCAUAAAGACAAAACGUCAUCGUAUUGUCUUAAUGCUCGUGGCUUGAGAAACGGAAGGGUCCAUCAAGUUCGAUUAAGCACGUCUCUGAUGUGGGCUAGUAGUGGAGCGUACGGCUCGGUGGAGGCGAGCGACGUGCGGUGGUGGUGCGCUGGGCGUGGGCACAAGCAACAGCUUGCCUAA